GCUGCGCAGAGGCGCCCGCGGCUGCUAUAAAGGCGGCCCCGCGCAUGCGCCCGCCCCUCGGUCAGGUGACGGGAAGCGGCGGCGGCGCUGAGGGGCGGCGAUGGAGCGCUACGACAGGGCGGCGCUCGGCGGCCUGCCCGCGCCCGAGCUGAGAAAUGAGGGUUCAUUAACAUCAACUUUAAGAACACUUCUGUUCUUCACAGCUCUAAUGAUCACAUUGCCUGUUGGGCUGUAUUUUUCAUCAAAGGCUUAUAUAUUUGAAGGUACCUUAGGAAUGUCCAACAGAGACAGCUAUUUUUAUGCUGCCAUAGUUGCUGUAGUUACUGUUCAUGUGGUACUUGCUCUGUUUGUGUACGUAGCGUGGAACGAAGGUACUCGACAGUGGCGGGAAGGCAAACAGGACUGAAAAGAAAAUCGUCAUCUGAUACCUACAGACUGUACAUACAAUUUUUGCAGGUUGAAUGAAAAACAUUCUUCAAAAUGUAUAAUACUUGUGUACAAAGAUGAGGCUAACGUCUCAAUUCUGUUCAAUUACAGUAAGACUUGUGCUUGUCCUGGAUGUGUAGCAAUAUUUUGUCAGAUGCUGAUGGAAGUUGUACGUGGCUGUAGCCAGCUUCUACUAGCAUGAGCCAAGGAGGUCUUUACCUGAAAUCAGAAUGAAGUAAUGACUUAAAAAAAAAAAAUCAUGUAACUAUUUUUGUCAUUCUCUAGUGUUUUCCUGGCCUUUUGUGAGAAUAAUAUUGGCAUGAAACAAGCAUUACAUUUUCAAGUAACUGAAUUGCUACUUAAAAGGCAAUAUAUCUAACUUGCUGUCCCAUUAAAUUCAAGAUGGGAUUUCUUUGCUGUAGGUAGUUUCCCCACUUAUGAGACAUACAGUCCAGCAGUGCAUUCUUCUGUGCUAAUUCCUCAGGUUACUUUCCUCAUGUGAGAUUACUUUGUUGGCAGAGGUGGAAUAAAGGUGGUAACUGAGUUGGCAGCUGUUUGCAGUGCUGCACUGGGCAUUAGCUUUUUACCUUUAGGAACUGAAAGAUGUCAGAAAAGCUGAGUAUGUUCUCUGAAAAACUCAUUAAGGAGCAACCUCCAAAGUCUGUUGAAGUAUUCUGACUUUCUUCUCACCACUGUACAGUGCUGCUUUCUGACGUCUGUAAUUCACUUUGUUCAAAUUACAGAUAUUCAUGCCGGGUGAAUAGGUUAUUUAAAAAGUAAUGCAUGGUUAAUGUGCUCAGUGAUCCUAAAGUGCAGUUACAAUUUGAGUCAAAAUACUAGACAAGUUUUGUCUUCUAUUAGGGGAAAUGACACCUCAAGGAAGGGAAAAAAAUAGUAAUUUUGAGUUUAGAAGUAAUUACAACAAUAGAACUGGUUAGGAAUUCAUAUGUUGUAUUCCUAAUUUGGAAUGUUCACUUUAUCUCAUCUUCAAAUACAAUUUUUGAUCAUGGUGUAAAAUUUAAUUUCUUAAUUUGCUUUUGUAAUGUUUUGGGAGCGAUUAUCUUAGUGCCGUGCUCACUCUUUCCACUCUUCAACAAUUAAUUUUGAUGAAGCAAAAGAAAUGGCAUAAUAUAUUUUUACGUCCUUACUUCUGUGUAUGUCCUUGAUAAUUGCUGAAGGAUGUGACUGGAUUGCCUGUGAUGAAGGAACAACAGUAACAGCUAUAACCCAUGCAAAUGGGCUGUAGAGAAACAAGCGAGAUGUAAGGGAGAAAACAAGCUGUAGCCAUCUGUACGUGUCCUUUAUGAAGCAGAACACAAGUGAUUAUAUUAUGGCAAAUUUGCUUCUCUUCAUAAAUACAAACUUGUACAGGAUGGAUCAAUGCAAUAUGUUGAUCUCUUUUCCCUCAGUUGUGCCUGGAAACUUUCUGUAGUAAAACCAUGGUGAAAGUUGUGUUACAGAAUAAUAAGCUGAAUUUCAUUCCUCUGUUGUGCUGUGUUAGCAGGCUACUUAAUCUGCACAUAAAAGGUUCUAGCAAUGCGCAGAACUCUGCUAAUGCUGUCGAUUGCUUUUAAGCUAUUGUACUUGUGGUCUUUCUGUUAAUUUGAGUUUUCCAGUUUGUUGUAUUAGUUGAGCAUUUUUGGAAGUGUCUUGCUUAAUAGAGGACUUAGAAUGAUUUUGUUGCUACAUCUGUCUUUUGUAAAACGUACCCAUAAAUGAGACAAAUCAGGUAUCCAUGCGCAGGAGUAGAAGAAUGUGUUCGUAGGGCUCAUUCCUCUUACCUUUGCCCCAGCCGUGUGUGUGUGCAAAAACACACACCAUGUACUAGGAUGUAGCUGAUGCCUUAGCAAAUGAAACCUACAGAGGAUUGUAAUGCUAGCACUAAUCAAUCUUUACAUUAUUUUUUUUUUGGAAACAUUAACUUUUCUUAUCCAGAAGUCCAUUGUUAGGUUGCUGCCAGCGAGCUCAUAGCCCCAAAAUACAAAUUUCAGUAGUUUGUGUGUUACCAUAUUGGCUUCCUGUUCUCCAGUUUAGAGAUGCUGUAGAACAAAUACUGCUUUUUAAUAAGGAACUACCCUGCAAUCCAAGGUCCAAUAAAUAAAUGCUUGUGCUGAAAAAUUUAAGUAAUAUCUUUAAUAAUGCUCAUGAAUAGCACACCUUACAAGUAGAUCAGCUAUGGUAUUGGUCAAUAGCCACGUUCAUUUAUGAUAAAGUAUAAAUGUGGAAAAAGUUGUUCUGUACUAGCUGGAUCUAGUGCUUUAUCUAUUAGAUUUCAUGUACCAGAAUUCUUAGACAUUAAAUUAAUUUUUUAGGAAUACUAAGGAAAUAAUUGCUUAUUAUAAUUAUAACAAAAAUCUAAAGAGUUUGACCAGUGCUGUACAUAUAGCCACUAUAAUAUCUCAGCAACUGGUGGUGGGUAACGAGCUGAGCGUUCAUCCAUCCAUAGGAAGGUCUUUGUGUUUGAAGGUAAUGCUUUAAUCCCCAAUGUUCUCCCUGAGAAGAGGUAAUUCAUGAGUCUCUGGACACUUAUGGACAGUAAUGGUCAUGAACUACUGGGUUUUAUGUUACCUGUGCUUGGAAGAUGAAAACCACUCAGGUAAGUGGUGCAAUGACAGCAGUCAAGCGGUGGAAAUACACCGUGACUGGGGAGCUCAAAGAACAAGAACUGCAGCCUUGUGCUGUAGUGUAUGUGGAAUAGAUGCUCUGCUGGGACUCCUGUUGUGCCUUAACAAUACUAAGAUUUAUUUUAUUUCAAGAGCUUUAUUGCAGUCUCUUUGGGUUGAGUGUUGACUUUCCGAUUUCCUCAUGUCCCUGUUAAUGUCAAAGCUAAUUCUCAUCUUUUUUAUUGUGUAAUGGUCAUUGUGAUUGUUCUAGAGCUUAAAUAAGACUGUUUAAAUGUGGAAACUAAUCAAAGCUGUGGAGUAAUCAAUAUUUUUGUUGUGGUGCUUUUAUUUUCUAUUAAAAUGAUACACCAUU
This is a messenger RNA of Oxyura jamaicensis (ruddy duck), 3402 nucleotides long. It is a transcript of the gene VMA21, whose product is annotated as vacuolar ATPase assembly factor VMA21. Gene Ontology annotation, cellular component: endoplasmic reticulum membrane. The record is from RefSeq and is a predicted model, not a curated record. The coding region runs from base 101 to 406 and encodes 101 amino acids. NCBI's taxonomy places the organism in Eukaryota, Metazoa, Chordata, Aves, Anseriformes, Anatidae. Gene Ontology annotation, biological process: vacuolar proton-transporting V-type ATPase complex assembly. The transcript has 3 exons.